AGCAGUAAGCAACGUGGUUCCGGGUGGCAUUCGUCUGUUCUCGCGAUAUCCUACAUGCCCCACUUUCUUCUCGUCCAGCAUGGCCGCGCUGUAUGAGGGUUACACGUUGUGCGGACUUGUUCCAGCACAAAAUCUGUCAAAUUCAGGCAUUCAGGGCAUCGAACAGGAGAGAGACAGUGAUCAUGUCAUCGUCACGGACUCAACUAGAUCCGUUACACUGUACAAGGUGUCAGACCAGAAGCCGCUGGGCAGCUGGACUGUCAAACAAGGUCAGAGUCUGACCUGUGCAGCAGUCUUCAACCCACAAACCAAGGAAUAUGUGGUCAUCUCAGACAACAAGGUGAUCAGAAUUUGGAAGGAAGAAGACCUACUAUUAGAUAAGGCCUUCAAAGCAACUGUGUUAUCGGAUAUCUGGAGGGUCCAGUGUGUACAUGGAGGGGAGCCUGUGGUCUUGUUCCAGAGAGGAGCUGUGAGAUUGCUGGACUCUCUGCUUUCUGCUCCCCAGCAGCCCAUAGAGGAAUUCCUGGCUCCAGAAGAGGCCAUCAGGUGGAGUACCAACAUAGUGGCAGAGGCACAACAGUUUGUCAUCUUCACAACUGAACAGAAAGGAGAUCAUUUCAUCUACCUGCAGAGACUGAACCCUAACACCCUACAGAGGUACCGGCUGGAGAGAGAAGAGCCUGGUCUGGCCCCGCUCAGCUUCUCUGUCUCCUACAGGGAUAAACACAUCCGCCUGCUUUAUCUCUACCCAAACGGUCAUGUGUACCAGAGUGUAGUCUCUGUGCGGGGCCUGGGGACCGAAGAGGGGACUCAGGCCCUUCCGCUUCCCCGUAGCCUGAUGCUGGCUCUUCCUGUCGGCGACGGCCUUCUGGAGACAGCAUCAGCCCUGGUCCUGGAUGAAGCCCAUGUAGCUGUUGUGGGAGUUCCACAUCCCUCUGCUGGAGCUGGUAAAGACUUUCUCUGCAUCUGGAAUACCAAUUUCCAGACGCUUCAGGCAGGAAAAGAGAUGGCGGGUAAAAUCUAUGGGCAGCUAUGGUGUUAUUCCAACAAGUUAUUCAUUCCACAUGGGAAAGCCCUCUCUGUUAUACCGUUUGUUUGCCCUAAAUCUUCCCUGGCCUCUGCACUGGGGAAACUAAGGCAGGCCAAGACUGAAGAGUCCAAAUCUCCAGCUUGUGUACCAUCUUGGAAUAACAUUCUGCACGGAGAGAAAGCUCAGCCCUCAAGAACUGUGGAGACCAGGAAGACGAGAACAAACCGUAAGACCCAAUCAACACCUUGUUUAACAACUGACCAAGUUCUGGCGCUCAUCAAGACAGCACCAGUAGAAGAUGUCCAAAAAGAAGUGGAGGGGCUUCUUUCCCGAUCAGACAUCCAGGACUUACAACCCUCUGUGGGACAGCUAGUAUCAAUCCUUGUGUCCCGGAGCCUGGCUGAUCCAGCCUUCUACACCCCGAGCACCCUGGCACAACUCGUGAACACUCAGUGCCUCUGCCACAGUGCGUGUCCUGACCUCGUGCUGUUGGCCCUGGAGAGGAAGGAUUACUUUCUGUGUCAACUCUGCUUGCAGUUCUUCCCUGACAUCCCUGAAGCUGUCACCUGUGCCUGUCUUAAGGCCUUCAUCAGUAUGCCAGACGUCGAUGCAGAGAAAGCGAGCCUGGAACCCGACAGCGUCUCCUUCAUGGAAACCCUAAUCUCCAGGGAACGUGGCCCGGUUGGCUUGCAGAAUGGUUUUAGCCCCAACUCCUUUGACGAGGACCGCUCAGACGCCCUCAGUGGAGGCGGUGCCGUCAUAAAGGCCAGAGCGGAAAACAGGGAGAACACCUCAACUCCAUCAGAACAGAUCUGUCCAGUGGGCUUACACAAGGCGGUUCUUCUAAAUGAGGUCCUGCAGACGGCGUACAGCGAUACUUUCCUCCUCCCACACCUAAAGGAUCUCUCCUCCCAGCAUGUUGUUCUUUUCCUCCGGUACCUGCAGUUCCUCUACCUAAAAUAUUCCCAAGAUGCUUUCCCACAGAGGCAUGGAUUGAGAUCACCAAGUCUGACUCAGAUCAUGGAUUGGGUGUGCUUGGUGUUGGACGCCCAUUUCACAGUGCUAGUGAUGACUCCGGACGCCAAAGGCUUACUGCUGAACCUCCACAGCUUUGUUAAGUCUCAGGUGAGGCUGGUUUCUGAGCUUGGAAAGAUCGAGGGCAGCCUCCAAGAGCUCAAUAAGAUGAAAGUGAAGAAGGACAUCGGACAGUACUCCAUUGAAGUCAUUGAGCUGUUUUAGAAUGUGUACAGAAUACUUUUAAUAAACCUUUGAGCAUAUUGUCUCCUCCCAGCGUUUCACCUUAAUUGGUUUCAAGGUUGUUUACAUGUCUCGACUGGUAUUAUAAGUGCUUUUUGGCACAGAUGGUAGCCAUCAGAACUCAAGUUGCAUGAGUUUUACUGUUGGACGUUGAAUUGACUUGCCGAUGCUUUUGAACCGUUUUAAACUUGUUUAAGCUGAUGGAAAUUUGGCCAUUCAGAUAACAUGAAUUGCAUGAUUAAUUUAGACUGCUUAUAUGUCAACCUGGUUAAUAAUGGGUUUGUAAAAUACAUGUAAAAGCAACCUAAUAGAGCAGUGUGUUUAUGGUUUUUAACAUUCAUAAUGAGACUCAGCCUUUGAACACUUAACUGUGAGAGUGAAUGGCUGUAUUUCGUAUUUGUCCUACAGCUGAAUAUUUGUAAGUCUGUCAGCUCUGACUGUACUGGAUUUUCCACAGGAAAGCCUUUUUGUUUAAUACAAUUAUAUAACAAUGGAAACUGUUGAUCCGUGUGUGAAUUUUAUUUUUAUUAAAAAG
Seriola dumerili (greater amberjack) is the source of this 2822-nucleotide messenger RNA. It is a transcript of the gene nol11, whose product is annotated as nucleolar protein 11. Gene Ontology annotation, molecular function: RNA binding; protein binding. Gene Ontology annotation, cellular component: nucleolus; nucleus. The record is from RefSeq and is a predicted model, not a curated record. Lineage: Eukaryota; Metazoa; Chordata; Actinopteri; Carangiformes; Carangidae. Gene Ontology annotation, biological process: maturation of SSU-rRNA. The coding region runs from base 80 to 2269 and encodes 729 amino acids. The transcript has 18 exons.